Messenger RNA from Aedes albopictus (Asian tiger mosquito), 2429 nucleotides. Its product is annotated as protein RCC2. The record is from RefSeq and is a predicted model, not a curated record. Gene Ontology annotation, biological process: negative regulation of GTPase activity. The transcript is spliced from 7 exons. Bases 220 to 1704 code for a protein of 494 amino acids. Gene Ontology annotation, cellular component: membrane. NCBI's taxonomy places the organism in Eukaryota, Metazoa, Arthropoda, Insecta, Diptera, Culicidae. Gene Ontology annotation, molecular function: small GTPase binding.
GUCAUGGAUUGCCUUAUUGGCUCCGAUCGAAAGUGACAGUCCGCCGGACUCUAACUAGACUGACUCUAGUCUCCGCAACGCAACCGAGCCGAGCAAAAACGGCAAAAAGCACAAAAAAAAUUGUAAUUUUUGAUGAUCUUUUGCUGUUUCUUCGAGUGAAAUUAGUAUUUUGUGGCACUUUGAAAUAUCUCUCAAGUUUUCGUAAAGUUCCCCUCAGUCAUGCCACCGAAACGCAAAGCAGCAGUUCCGAAGGAAAACGUUCCCCCGAAACGCGGUAAGAACCAAGCGAAGGAAUCUCCAAAACCCAUCGACGAAAAGGUCAGCAAACCCGAGGAGGUUCCAGGUCCGGUAGAGGACGGCACCGCCGCCCCCUCCAAGGUUGAUGUCCCGUCGCCGUCGGUCGUCAGCAGCGCAGCAAGUGCGACGAAACUGUCGGAUAGUCUGUUGGAAAGCUUCGAUAAACAUCCCCCGGGGAAGCUGCUGAUCGCCGGAAUGGUCGCUUGGGAACUGACGGGCGGAAACAAGACGAAAACGGCGGCGACCAAUGCAAGACCAAAUCUGUUCAGCUUCAAUCGGUUCACGGCGGAAACGUAUCGAUCGGCUGUAAGUGGAUGUUGCUCGGCACACUCGGUGCUGAUAACUUUGGAUAGAAAAGCGCUAGCGUUUGGACGCAAUCAACACGGCCAGCUUGGUCAAUCCGAUUUGAGGAUAUUCGAGAAGCCCACACCAGUAAACGGGCUGAAAAACGUCAAUGUUGUUCAGGCCGCAUGCGGAAGGAACCAUACAUUGUUCCUCACCGACGAGGGCAUCGUGUACGCUUGUGGUGACAACCGAAACGGCCAAUGCGGCGUUGGAAACACAAACUCGCCAAUAUUGAAAGCGACCCGAUUGAAGUACACCGGCCCACCCAUCGUGAAGGUAGCCUGCGGGGCCGAAUUUUCCAUGCUAUUGGACGUCAAUGGGGACUUGCACUCAUUCGGAAUGCCCGAAUACGGCCAGCUGGGGCACAACACGGACGGAAAGUAUUUCAUCACGGCCAAUCGGUUGACGUUCCACUACGAGAUGUCUCCCAAGAGGCUGGAGACGUUCGUGGACAAGACCAGCGAAGGCCGCAUCGUACCUAUGGAGAACGUGAAAAUCGUGGACUUUGCCUGCGGCAAUAACCAUACGGUUGCAAUCGAUUCAAAAAAUCGAGCAUUUGCCUGGGGUUUUGGAGGAUAUGGUCGGCUUGGACAUGCCGUGCCACAAGAUGAAUGGGUUCCCAGACUCAACAAAUAUUUCGACACCCAGAAGCGCAAGGUGCUGCGUGUGUUCUGCGGAUCGACCUUCAGUCUUGCCACGACCGACAUCGGCUGUCUUCACCUGUUCGGACGGAACAAUGUGAAUGGCGAAGCCAGCAUGUAUCCCCGACCGGUGCAGGACUUUACCGGUUGGGACAUCACCACCAUUGGCGCCGGAUACUCGUCGAUUUUGAUUUCGGGUGAGGGUUCUCUGGUUGCCUGGGGAGCCUCUCCAACGUAUGGUGAACUGGGCCUGGGUGACACGGUGAAGUCCUCUUCGAAGCCGAAACUGGUGCCCGGUAUGGAAGGUAUAAAAAUACCGCACGUAUCGUUGGGGCAAUCGCACUCCCUGUUGCUCGUGGAUGUGGAACACGAGGCUACCAAGCAGAUGUACGAAGAACUGCCCGAAUUCAUCGUUGAUUGAUCGAAUACUAGAUACGUAUCAUAGGUUGAUACUGAUGACAGGUAUGUCUUUCUUCUUGGAUUAAGUUGUUUUGAAGUUUAAUAUGGUUUCUAACGUUUUCCAAUUGUUCUUGUUUGUUGUUUUAAACUGUUAAAACAAUCAGUUUGUGUUAUAAUCGACCUCUCUGGUCUUGUCAUUGAAUUACCCAUAAUUUAACUUUAAUAUUGACCUGGCAAACUUUUGUUCUAUGUUAAAACCUUAAAACUGUUACGUGAUGAGAAGGAUAGAAUAUACGGAUACGGAGCUAAUAAAACAGCUUUGAAAAUAGCAGCAGUGUGGACAGUGAAUCAAUAGUUGUCCGAGUGCAUGAUCUACCUCCUACCACUCCUCAUACUACGGUCGCGAACUGUAUAAUGAAAUUCGGGAACGUAUACUCCCUACAAACCGAACGCUGGAAACAUUGUUUUGCCGACAUACCCAACGGGGUUCGAGUGUUGAUGAGAAUCUGUUGAAGAUCGAUGUACCGUCAGUGUACCAGUAGCCGCUCACUGUUGCAAAAAUCAAGUUUUCACGCAUAAAUACCCCCUUUUCGUCGCUGAUAUUCUUGGACAAUAUAAAUUAAAUGAGAGCUGUUGAGUACGCCCCUAGCGUAGAUGCGCACCGUCCGAUCCAACUGUUGGACUCUCGCACACUAGUACACCCAGGUAAUGUACGCCACCUUCACUCUCCGUGGACAUUGGUCAUGC